Messenger RNA from Diatraea saccharalis (sugarcane borer), 721 nucleotides. NCBI's taxonomy places the organism in Eukaryota, Metazoa, Arthropoda, Insecta, Lepidoptera, Crambidae. The record is from the annotation of a GenBank genome assembly.
UGGAAUCGAAUACAUGAGUACUGUCCUUAGUUUAAUCAGUCAGUAAACUGAUCUUUUCCUGUUACUCAUUCGGAGGUAAACACGAUUUAAGCAAUCAACGCUAGAGAGACCGGACCAGUCUAACCGCACACACGGGCGCGGUCACAUUAUUACAAUAAACGCAGUUUAAACGACAAAAUGAAGACCGCUCUAGUAUUUCUCGUGGUGCUACUAUCUGUAAUAUGUGUCAGCCACUGUAAAGAUUUGAUUGUAGGCACGAGUUUCAACAACAGACUACUCUGGCAACAGAAAGUAGAAUACAACGCGAUCCCUUUGAAGAAACGCGUCAAAGAAGUAUUUUUCUCCGAUCCAGGACAACAGAUUAUUAAGGGUGUAAUCGCUAGAGAUUUGGACCACACAGAUGCUACAGCGAGCAUCACCGCUGGCGGCGUAGGGUUCUCUUAUGCAAACUUCAGAUUUAAGAGCGACAGGGGUUCCGGCCUUAACUACCAGUUAGAAAUAUAUACGUAAUCCUGUAUACCAACCAAAACCAGUUACAAAAUUAUGCAUAAAAAGUUCUAUCGAAUUUAAAUUCAUCUUUCAAUGUUUUAUUCAUGUCGACACGCAGUUAGGUGUUGUAAAUUGAUAAAAUACAAUUACCUCCAUUUUGUAAUAUUUCUUGUAUGUAUAUUAAUAUUAUAUAGAAAUAGAUAAAACUCUUUUAAGAUUCGUUUCAUUUAAU